Molecule: messenger RNA, 1221 nt
Organism: Dichotomopilus funicola
Lineage: Eukaryota; Fungi; Ascomycota; Sordariomycetes; Sordariales; Chaetomiaceae
Exons: 5
Coding region: 1-1221 (406 amino acids)
Molecular function (GO): oxidoreductase activity
Source: RefSeq, a predicted model, not a curated record
AUGGCGACUUCAUCCUUCACAUAUUAUCCUACGGACAAGUAUCUUGCCGACCAGUUUCGCUAUGGAGUCAAGCCAACCCACCCGAACAACACGUUCAUCGCGUCCCGCGCACGCCUUGAAAGCUCCCUCGCCUGGACAAGGGAGGAGAUUCAAAACAACAUGCACGACGAGUGUCUGCUGAGGCUCUCCGAGCAUGACGUCCAGGCACUCGAAACUGCGGCCGAAUCUUUUGAAGAGACCGGCAUUGGACUGUCAGAUAUAUCGUCGGAGAACUUCUUGUUGCCGGACAAUCUUGCCGCCAGGCUGACUGCCAUUUCGGACAAAUGUUACCACGGCCGAGGAUUUGUGGUUGUUAAUGGGUUGAAUCCCACAAAACUCGGCCCAAAAAGGAACGUCGUGAUCUACGCCGGCAUCGCGGCGUAUGUCGCUCCCCAGCACGGCUUUCUCGACAAGAGCCACAAAAGGGUGCUUUGCCAUGUUGUCAACGCAGCACCCAGACAGUCGGAGAACAGCAACGCCGGCAAAUCUCCUGGGUUUACCGAUGGUCCUCUUGCAUUCCACACCGACAACUGUGAGAUUCUCAGCCUGUUCUCCCUGGAUAUGGCGAGUGAGGGUGGCCAGACCUACGUUUCAAGUGCCUACCAGUUGUACAACGAGCUGGUCGAGAAACGGACGGAUAUACUGCAAACCCUUGCCGAUCAUUGGGUUCUGGACACCUUCACGGACUAUACCAAAAACCCGCCCAUUGUGCGCCCAAUGCUCCAUGUCAGCGACACCCACGACGAGGAUUAUGAAGGCGGCCGCAACAGCCCGCACGUCAUCUUCACCUACUCUCGUUUUCCCAUGGCCGGCUUCAAGGGCCGCACCCGCAACAGCGCGCUCCCACCGGUCACAACCGCCCAGAUCGAGGCCAUGGACACAGUGCAGUACCUGCUGAGCCGCAACGCUGUGGCCCUCCCUUGGCACAAGGGCGAUAUGGUGUUUCUCAACGACAUGGCUAUCAUGCAUGCCCGCGAGCCCUUCAAGGAAGGCGGCGAUCUCCAGCGGCAUCUGCUCAAGUUUUACUUGCGAGACCCCAAGCAGAACUGGCCGAUCCCCGCGACAGCCCGUCAGCACUGGGAUACGAUUUACGGGCCGAACACAAUGGAUGGUCGGAGAGAGGAAGAGUGGUGUAUCCGUUAUGAAGAGGGCCAAGAGGAUAAUUGGAUGUCGAAUGGCUAA